Histoplasma capsulatum G186AR is the source of this 744-nucleotide messenger RNA. RefSeq lists its product as uncharacterized. The transcript has a single exon. The coding region runs from base 1 to 744 and encodes 247 amino acids. NCBI's taxonomy places the organism in Eukaryota, Fungi, Ascomycota, Eurotiomycetes, Onygenales, Ajellomycetaceae. The record is from RefSeq and is a predicted model, not a curated record.
AUGAAUAACGAAACGAGACUAAAUCCUUCUGACCGACCGCCCGCCUACGAAGAUAUAGAAUCGCACCACUACGAACGAUCCACACCAGAGCCAUUACCUCAUGCCCACCCUCGACUUCAAUCCCAAUCAACUCCAUAUCUUCAUCUUACCGCACAACUUCCUCCGCCAGUCCUUUCCGAUAUAACCCUAGAUGGCACCUUAAUUUAUCCAACGACACCACCAGCCACUGCCCUCUAUGCGAUCUCCAAUAACCUCAACUUGGACUACAGUACAAUAUCAGUAUCCCGGCUGGAGCCCCGACGCUCCAGCACCGGCGGCCUUAGUCCAAACCUCAACCCGCGGGAUAAGAUCAUCUAUAAAUUCACACGUCCAGUGAUGUCUGAGACGGUGGAAAUUAUCGGCCAACGCCGCAGCACCCUGCCCGGAAUUCUACUACUGAAAUCCACCCGACAGCUGCUGAAGACGGGAUGGGCGUUAUGGCAUGUGUAUAAGAACACGGAGUCGAUGGUGUUUCGUGUAAAGCCGAAGCGGAAUCCGGAGAAGCAUGAAGUGCUGGAGUGGCAGGAUGGGUGUGGAACUACCGUUGCGAUUGAGACUUUGGCCACCGAUCUGGACGAUGUUCAGCGUGAUCGUAGUCGAGCACGGCGGCCACGAUUGCAAAUUGUCUCUGCUACGCCGCUAGAUGAUAUAAUGACGGAUGUCCUGGUGACGGCGUGGUGUGCGCGGAUUUGGAUUACGUUUUAA